Messenger RNA from Theobroma umbraticum, 2888 nucleotides. Its product is annotated as protein SMAX1-LIKE 3-like. The record is from RefSeq and is a predicted model, not a curated record. Lineage: Eukaryota; Viridiplantae; Streptophyta; Magnoliopsida; Malvales; Malvaceae.
AUGAGAGCAGGAGUUUGCACUGUGCAGCAAGCUUUAACUGCUGAGGCUGCAAACCUAGUGAAGCAAGCAGUUGGUCUUGCUAGACGUCGUGGUCAUGCCCAAGUCACGCCUCUCCAUGUGGCGAGUGCUAUGCUUGCCUCUUCUACAGGUCUGCUCCGAAGAGCUUGUCUUCAGUCUCACUCUCAUCCUCUCCAAUUUAGAGCUUUAGAGCUUUGCUUCAAUGUUGCACUUAAUCGCCUCCCUGCAUCCACUUCUAGCCCUCUCUUAGGCCCUCACUCCCAUCAUCCUUCCCUCUCCAACGCCUUGGUUGCCGCCUUCAAGCGUGCUCAGGCUCACCAACGCCGAGGCUCCAUUGAGAACCAACAGCAACCUAUUUUAGCUCUCAAAAUAGAGUUAGAACAUCUCAUAAUCUCCAUUUUAGAUGAUCCCAGUGUUAGUAGGGUCAUGAGAGAAGCUGGUUUCUCUAGCACCCAAGUUAAAAGCAAAGUGGAACAAACUGUGUCCUUGGAGAUUUGUUCUCAAAGUCCCUCUGUCUCCGCGAGUUGCCAGACUAAGGAAAGCGCCAAGCCCCAAGUUCUUGGUGCUAACGUGUCUCAUUCUAUGUCCUAUGGUCAGGUUGGGUUUGGGUUGUCAUUAAGCAAACCGCUAGAUCAAGUUAGGAAUGAAGACGUAACAAAUGUUUUGAACACAGUAGUGAACAAGAGGAGAAACACAGUGAUCAUAGGAGAGUGUGUAGGCAGUGCUGAGAGUGUAGUUAGAGGGGUAAUGGACAAGUUUGAGAAAGGGCAAGUCUCGGGGGAUUUAAGAUACAUGCAGUUUAUCAGUCUUCCACUUUUUUCAUUGAGAAAUCUUCCCAAAGAUGAAGUGGAGCAGAAGCUUGUAGAACUUAAGUGCCUUGUGAAGAGUUAUAUGGGUAGAGGGGUUCUCCUAUACUUGGGUGAUCUCAAAUGGAUUUCAGAGUUUUGGUCAAACUGUGGUGAGCAAAGAAGAAACUUCUACUGUCCGGUGGAGCACAUAGUCAUGGAGCUUAAAAGAUUGGUGUGUGGAAUUAGGGAGACUGGAAAAUUGUUUCUUAUGGGAAUUGCAACUUUCCAAACCUACAUGAAGUGCAAAACAGGCUAUCCUUCUCUUGAGACAAUUUGGGAACUUUAUCCUCUUACAAUCUCAGUCGACAGCUUGGGCCUCAGUCUUAACCUUGACAGUGACUCUCAGCCUCAGCAUAGGAACAAAGCAACUAUAGAUGGUAUUAGUUGGCCACUGCAUGAAGCUGGAGUAAAUAAGAACCAGACUUCCUUCACGGCUAGAUUGCUCAAUUUUGAUAAGGAGGCUCAAAGCACUGCAAGCAGUUUCCAAAAGAAGGAGUCCAUCACUGCAAUCGUCUCUUCCACUUCAAGUUUGCCUUCAUGGCUCCAAAACUACAAGGAAGAAAGCAAAACAAACGGUUCCCAUGAUAAGGAUUCAGUCGAUGUCAGGGAUCUGUACAGGAAAUGGAACUCAUUUGGAAGUUCAGCCAGCAAGGACCACGACAACACUGAGGAUGCUCUUAACAUUUCCCCAUUAUCUUCUUCUUCCCCAAAUUCAGCCUCCUCACAAGAGCGAAACGCAAACUUGCAUAAGACUAAUCUUAGGUGGCCAGUCAUUUUUGAACCUAAAAAGUCACCCAAAGAACACCAGUUUUGGGUAUCCGAGAGUGCAGACGAAGGGUAUGGUCUCCCCUUGAGAAAUGAUGCUAAGCCAGACCUCCUCUCAAAUCCCAACUCUAGCCCAAAUUCAGCUUCUUCAAGUGAGGCAAUUGAGGAGGAUAUUGAUGGCCUCAACGAGUUCAAGAUUCUUAAUGCUGAAAACCUGAGCAUUUUAUGCAAUGCAUUGGAGAAAAAGGUUCCACGGCAGAAGGAGAUGAUUCCUGAGAUUGUUAGCACCAUCCUUGAAUGCAGGUCAGGCGUGAGAAAUUCUAAAAGCUGGUUAAAGCACAGAGAGCUCAAGGAAGAAACUUGGCUAUUCUUCUUAGGUGUUGACUAUGAAGCAAAGAAGAAGAUUGCAAGGGAGUUAGCCAGACUCAUUUUCGGUUCUCAAAGCAACUUUGCCUCAAUAAGUCUGAGCAAUUUCUCAUCAACAAGGGCAGAUUCGAAUGAAGAAUCCAGCAACAAAAGGAAGAGAGAUGAGUCAGGGAGCAGUUAUCUUCAGAGAUUUGGUGAGGCAUUGAAUGAGAAUCCCCACCGUGUGUUCUUUAUGGAAGACUUGGAACAAGUUGAUUAUUGUUCUCAGAAAGGCAUUAAGCAAGCAAUUGAAGGCGGAAGGAUAACACUUUCAGAUGGUGAGACUGUUCCUCUAAAGGAUGCGAUUAUCAUUUUCAGCUGCGAAAGCUUUAGUUCAGUGUCAAGAGCUUGUUCUCCCAGGGGAAAGCCAACAAUGGUUGAGACAGAAGAGAAGGGAAACAGAAAGGAAGAUAUGGAGCAGCAAAACUCCUCUGUCUCUCUAGAUUUAAACAUCGCCAUUGAAGAUAAUAGUGCAGAUGAAAGUUCGGGUAUUGGUGGCAUUGGAAUUCUGGAAUAUGUGGAUAAACAAAUCAUUUUCAGAGUUCAGGAACUGUGACAUGAGAAGAACACUGAUUGACAGAUUCCAUAGAUGAGGCAAAAUUCUUUUUCCUUUCUUUUUUUUUUUUUAAAAGCUUUUUUCCCUUUUUUUGUUCCUUUUUUCUCUUAUUUUUUUUGUGUGAUAGAAUUAUGGGGAGGGCAAAAGAAAACAUCAAACUAACAUGGGUUUACAGUGAAAGGGGCUACAAUAUAUCAAGGGGGUGGAAUGAUAGAGAGUUAGCAACGUAGAGCUACUUUGUAUAAUUAUGUAUCUUUGAUCCUGUUAUUAAUAUAUAUAAUUAUGUAUCUUUGCUA